Kwoniella botswanensis is the source of this 657-nucleotide messenger RNA. RefSeq names its product guanylate kinase. The transcript is spliced from 3 exons. NCBI's taxonomy places the organism in Eukaryota, Fungi, Basidiomycota, Tremellomycetes, Tremellales, Cryptococcaceae. Gene Ontology annotation, biological process: purine nucleotide metabolic process. Gene Ontology annotation, molecular function: GMP kinase activity. Bases 1 to 657 code for a protein of 218 amino acids. The record is from RefSeq and is a predicted model, not a curated record. Gene Ontology annotation, cellular component: cytosol.
AUGUCACAAACACCUAUAAACCCAGAAGUACUCAACAGGCCAUUGGUAUGUUGUGGGCCAUCCGGUACGGGUAAAUCCACUUUACUCAACAAAUUAUUCUCGGACUACCCAGGUCAAUUCGGAUUCUCCGUAUCGCACACUACCCGAAAUCCCAGAGCAGGCGAGGAGAAUGGUAGGGAAUACCAUUUCGUGAGUAGGGAAGAGUUCAUGAGGAGGGUUGAAAAUGGAGAGUUCCUGGAAUGGGCCGAGUUCGGUGGGAACUGCUACGGUACAACCUUCGCUGCCUUGACCGCUCUUCAUCCCAAACGAUGCAUUCUCGAUAUCGAACUCCAGGGUGUCCUCCAGUUGCGCGCCAAAGCCUCUCAACAGACCCCUCCUCUCAAUCCCGUAUACCUCUUCUUGGCUCCCCCAACCAUCGCAGAACUCAAAAAGCGUUUAUCCGGAAGGGGUACUGAGACAGAUUCAUCAAUAAGGAAAAGGUUAGACGCAGCUAAGAAAGAAAUUGAGUAUGCCCAACAAGGUAAACACGAUAUUUACAUUGUCAAUACGGAUUUGAAAGUUGCAGGUGACAAGUUGGAAAAGGUAGCAAUGGGUUUUGAAGGUUGGGAAGGAUGUGGGGAUAAAUUACCUGAUUUCGAUGUUAAAGAAUUGGAGUAG